Trifolium pratense (red clover) is the source of this 1264-nucleotide messenger RNA. RefSeq names its product NKAP-like protein. Bases 103 to 951 code for a protein of 282 amino acids. The transcript is spliced from 3 exons. NCBI's taxonomy places the organism in Eukaryota, Viridiplantae, Streptophyta, Magnoliopsida, Fabales, Fabaceae. The record is from RefSeq and is a predicted model, not a curated record.
AUUGUGUAAUUUCAAUUUCAAAUUUUUCAAUUGACACACUUCUUUGCAAUUCUGAUUUGAAAUUCCAUUUCAGUGUUGAAUCGGACCCCAACAAUUCUAGGAAUGGAUGCUUGUGUUGAGGGAAGUAAACGGCAGUUACCGUCAUGGAUGAUGCCGCCGAUGGUUGGUGCAAGCAAUGUAAGUAACAAUGGCAAUGUUGUUGAAACUAAUUGCUCUAAAGAAAAUAAAGAUAUUAUUGCAGCCAAUGUGAAGAAAAAUGAUCACAAGAAGGAAACAUUGAAGAGGAAGUUAAAUUCCAAUGUGAAGUGUGAAGUUAUGGGAAAAAUAAAUUUAGACCAACAAAAUGAAAGUGAUGAUAAUAAUAAUAUUGCUGAAAAGAAGAAAAAAGUUAAUAGUUCUAGGGGUAGAGCUCCUAGACGUUCUACAAAGAAGCGCGAAAAUUUAGAGGAUCAUAGCCGUGGUAGUAGUGAAAGUGAUGAUAAUAUUGCUGAAAAGAAGAAGAAAAAAGUUAAUAGUUCUAGGGGUAGAGCUCCUAGACGCUCCACAAAGAAGCGCGGAAAUUUAGAGGAUCAUAGUCGUGGUAGUAGUGAUUGUGAUCAUGUAUGUCCAGUUCAAGCAGCUAGUGAUGAUGAUGACAUGGAGUUGACAGUUGAAGAUUUAAUGGCCAUUGCAGAACAGUAUGUCAAAGAUUCUGAGGACAAGGAGCCGCAAGAAACAACAAGUAGAUGGUGUGAGCAAAAAUGGCAAUUUCCGGCCAUAACUGAAGUAGGUACUACUCUAGAUUCCUCUUGUGAGAACAAAAAAUCAUAUAGUAUGGAAAGGGAAGCCUUAUGUAACUCUGCUCCAAGUCCAACAACUGAUGAGGUAAUUCCUGCAAGCACAUCUCAAAUAGGUUAUCCUGCUCAAGAUAUGCUGGACGUGUUCUUGGGUCCAUUGCUGAGAAACCUUUGAGAAGAGCAAAUAUGUCUUAGAAAGUUUGGAGAUUUCUCAUGAGUUCACUAGACAGAGUCAAAAUGAACUUGUUGGAGAAAUGGCCCCCUUGAUAAAGAAAAGGAAAUGACUUAGUUGAUUUGUUGUAGAUUUUUUUCUUAUGGUUAGUUAUUUGUAGAUUGAAUACUGACUCAACAAAAUUGGAUAUAUAUCACCCCAUUGCCAGGGGAGUGAGGAGGCUUGAGAAAGCUCAUCUUUACAAAACAGUGGUGGGGUAUUUUGUUGAUAUAUCAUGAAGAAAAAAGUUAUCAAAGGUUGCUAUUUUUUUUUACGA